UUUAAGUAGAUUUCUUUACGGGUAACUCGUUGAAUUUUUCACUUAAAUUUUUAUCGGUUUCGAAGCAAAAUUUUCGCUCUUGUCUCAUAAUUUGUUUGGACGCGUGUGCGUGUUGUUAGCGUCUGUUCAUUUUUUACCAUAACAACUCGGCUAACGCCGCUGCGACCGUCCACAUCGUUAUCUUGGCAAGACAUUUUUUUUAACUUUCUUUGUUUGUAAACAUUUGGCGCCGUUUUCGGCUUCAUUGAGACCCCGUGGUUCGUCAAGUCUGUAUACAACUGAAUUAUAAAAAUUUGAUGCUCAACUACAUUUGAGUUCCAAAAGAAUUAAAAUAUGGUUGCCGACAGUUGCCCAAACCCACAGAGUGUGGGCCGUGAAUUUGUUCGUCAGUACUAUACUAUGUUGAAUCAGUCUCCACAUUACUUGCAUAGAUUCUACAGUAGUGAAUCAUAUUUUGUGCAUGGUGGUUUGGAACCAUACAGCCGAGAUAUGACACCUAGUAUUGGUCAGAAGGAAAUCCACAAGAGAGUUCAAGAGUUGAAUUUCCGUGACUGUCAUGCAAAGAUUCUUCAGGUCGAUUCACAAAAUACUCUUGGAAGUGGAGUUGUUGUUCAUGUUACUGGCGAGUUGUCCAACUGUGGGCAACCAAUGCGUCGUUUUGCACAAACAUUUGUGUUGGCAGCUCAGUCGCCUAAAAAGUAUUAUGUUCAUAAUGACAUUUUUCGUUAUCAGGAUGUUAUGUUGAACGAUGAAGAUGUCAACGAAGAAGUAGAUUCUGGACAGUCUGAUGGAGAAGAAAACGUAGAAGUUGAGCAGACUCAAGUUAUUCAACAGCCACAACAUCAAGUCAACUAUUACAACAAUCCAAAUCAAGGGCAGACUUUGAAUGGAGGAGCUUUGAAUGUGUUACCGACAUCUGUUCCUGUUCAACAGUUGCCACCUGAACAGAUUCCAGUUCAAGUACAGCAACAUAUACCAACUGUUACUGCUCCUGUGCAACAUUCGGCUCCCGUUAUCUCACCCAACAGUAAUGUGUCUCGAACUCAACCAGCAUACAAUCAGAAUCAACCGUCAAUAGUGGAACAACAACCCACCAAAGUCCAGAAACCAGAAGAGCCUACUACUAACCAUGUGGAAACAAAAGAAAUCCAAGAGCCUGUUAAGAAGGAAGCUUCAAACACUGAAAAUGUUUCUCCUGGAGAUCAACCUAAGCCAUUGUACGCCCAGUUGUUUAAAUCUGGUGGAAGACCUUCAGAAACAACACACACUGAGAGUCCUCAAUCUAUGCCAGUUCCAGUUCAGCCAUAUUCAUCACCAGCUCUGCCUAAAGCAACAUCCCCUGUUCGAAACAAUGAGUAUUCAAGUAGCUCAUUUGGUAAUAAUCAGUAUGAACAGAGAAACAAUAUGAAUAGGAACGUUAGGAGCAACAACAACUACACCAGUAGAGGUGGUGUUGGCGGUAGAAAUAAUAUGAACGAAAGAUCGAACCGUAACACUUUCAACAGUCGUGAUAACGGGUAUAACAAUGGACCUAGUGACUCUAGAGUUAACAGAGGAGGAGGUAAUCAGGUAGGAUCUUACAACGGUAUGUUCCAAUCAGACGAUCAGCAACUUUUCAUUGGAAAAAUUCCUCCCGAAGUCCAAGAAAAUGAUUUGAGGACUUUGUUUGAGAAAUUCGGUAACCUUCUGGAUGUACGAAUAAUGAAAGGUGGCAGCAAGACAGGUGAUCCAUCUAUGAAUGGCAACUUUGGAUUUGUUAUUUUUGAGAGUACAGAAACUGCUCAAAAAGUACUAAAAAGCCGGCCGAUCAUGUUUCCUGAUGGUAUUAAGUUGAAUGUCGAGGAGAAGAAAAACAAGUCUAGAAGUUCAAUGGUGAAUUCAGACAGUACUGGUGUUGGCAGAGGCGGUAUGCGUACAGGAAGUGGCCGUGGAAGUUUCAAUAGGAACCAGAACGAUGGACCUAGAAACAAUUUCAGGCGUCAAAACUAAAUAUUACAUCUUUUAAUAAAACAAACAAUUUUGAAAAAUCAUCAAGCUGACCAGAAUAAUUUCCUACUAAUGAGAGACACUGUUCAAAAUUCAAGAAAGACUUUAAUUUUAUACACUAUUUUUUUUUCUAGAUAGCUAAAAUGUUUAUUUCCCUGCAUUUAUAAUUAUUAUUCCUUAAUAAAUUAUGUAUCCAUUUGUAUAAUGCUUUACCUCCAAAGUUGGUGUUCAUCGUAUAAAUCUUACAUCGUGAUGAUUAUCGAUUACUAGUCAAGCGAAGGAAAUUUAAUUUUCCCCAAUCCACGUAUUCUUAUCUUUUAAUUUAUAAUAAGUAAAUUCCUCGCCUAAAAUAUUAUUCUUAUUAUAAUAUAUUAUGUUAUGUAAAAAAACAUUGAACAGUUUAUAUAUAAUAAGCAGCGUGAUUUUAACGUUUUUAACUGUUUUUUUUUUUAUUCACGGAAGUUAUUUUCAAUCUUUCUGUACCAAUAAUAACAUGUUUUCUAAAAUUACCCACUUAAUUUUGAUCUUUUUAAAAUAUACUAAACAUUAUAAUUAAGUUGUAUUUACAUGUACAUAAGUGUCUGAAAUAAGGCAAAAAUGCUUAAGUACUAUACCCGAUUAUUUAAUAUUACAAAUAUAAAAUAGGAUAAUAUGAAAUUAUUGGUAGGGCUUCCUUCGAUUAAUAGGAAUAGCAUUAAUGAAACUUCUGUAUCAGUAUAAUUUACGGUUUGUAGUCUUUAACUUGCUUUUUUAUUUAAAUCAUAUUUAUUUUUAAAAUAAACAAGUGGAAACAUAAUUUUUUUUUUUAAUGUGUAUUUAAUUCUAGAUAUUUUGUUUCCCUUUUGUUGUAAAUGUCAGUUAUUGAUUUAAUUUUAUGUGAAAUACAGUAACGUAUAUUGUAUCGAUAAAAAUGUUGAAGUAUAAAGUCUACAAACUGUAUAAAACAGCAUUUGUAAUCGUUCCUAAAAGCUAAUAAAUGUAAGAAAAAAAAAAAUGUGUAAUGAACGAUGUGCGUCAAUAAAUGAAAGGAUUUUUAUGAAUUUUUACCUAAUAUUUAUGUUUGGAAUUUAUUUAAUUUUAUUUAAACCGAUGGACUGGAAAAUAUAGUACAAUAUUACAAUCUGCUAACACAACAUGAGCUGCUGAAGCUCAAUAGUAGUUACAUUAUAAGAUUAAUGGUUCUGUGGAA
Molecule: messenger RNA, 3175 nt
Organism: Adelges cooleyi (spruce gall adelgid)
Lineage: Eukaryota; Metazoa; Arthropoda; Insecta; Hemiptera; Adelgidae
Gene: rin
Product: ras GTPase-activating protein-binding protein 1
Exons: 10
Coding region: 334-1989 (551 amino acids)
Cellular component (GO): cytosol; ribonucleoprotein complex
Molecular function (GO): mRNA binding
Source: RefSeq, a predicted model, not a curated record